UGUGUCGCUGUCCGAUCCUAUGAAUUGCAAAGCUGGGCUGCCUUCAGGUUCUGUUGUGUUGAGCUUGUGGGACGUGGGUGCAGGGCGGCGCUGCUCUGGAUGGCCAACGCCACCUCGCUGACUCCUCUCAAGCAGCCCAUCGUCUUUGAGCUGGAGGGCUUCUUCGUGCCCCCGGGCUGCGGCUCCCUCCUCUUCGUCCUGGCUCUGCUUAACUACCUGCUGGUUCUGUUGGCGAAUGGAGCGGUGCUGUGCGUCAUCGUGCUAGACAAGAACCUGCACAGACCCAUGUUCAUCAUGAUCUGCCACCUGCUGGUUUGUGACGUGCUGCUGGCCACGUCCGUGCUGCCUCGCCUCAUGCUGCACCUCCUGACGGGGGAGAGGAGGAUGGGCUACGCCUCAGCCAUCGCUCAGGCCUUCUGCGUGCAGGCGACCGGCGUGGCCAUGCAGACGGUUCUGGCCGCCAUGGCCUAUGACAGGUACGUGGGCGUGUGCGAGCCUCUGCGCUACCACUCCAUCAUGACGUCCGCUCGCCUCCACGCCUGCUGCGCUCUGGCCUGGUGCGCGGCUGUGCUGUUCAUCGCUGUGCUGUUCGUCUUCCACAUCGACGAGCCGCUCUGUGGCAACGUCAUACGACACGUGUACUGCAGCAACAGAGCCAUCCUGAACCUGGCCUGUGGUCCCACGCCAGGAAACGACAUCUACGGUUUGUCCAUGACCUGGUGUUUGAAUACAGGAGAUUUCCUCAUCAUUGCAUUUUCCUACAUCAGAAUCCUUCACGCUUCUGUAAAACAUGGCAGAGGAGUUUGCAGGAAGGCCUUUCAGACAUGCGCCUCCCACAUUUUUGUGUAUGUGAUCUAUGAAAUUGCUACGAUGACAGCAAUUGUGAGUCAGAGGUUCCCAUCAGUUUCCCAAAACGUGAGACAGUUCAUCAGCAUCCUGUUUGUAAUCGUCCCACCGAGCAUCAAUCCCAUCAUCUACGGACUGGUCAGCAAAGAGCUGCGCACCAGCAUCAUCAAGCUCUUCACCGUCACGGCCUGUCCCACAAAAUGAUGACAUCAUCGUCAGCAUCACUGUACACAAGCAGGGAUGAAGCAAACUGUUAUUAUUGUUAGAUACAUACAUUAUUUGGUUUGAGAUGUAGAUAAAGAGAAAAUGUGGACUUAUAAUCAUGUUUAUAUGAUAUGUCACCCAUUUUAAUUUGCAUCACUUUAUGCCUCAACAACUGCCCAUUCAAAAUCAAAUCUCUUCAGACGUCUUCUCCUGGAUUCCUUGUUGACAGCUGCUCUGCGUCCGCCUUUCGUCAGGUCUAGUCUCAGCCUAUUGUCUCUAAUGUGUUUCCGCUUGUUACACAUCAAGUAUUUUAAUAAA
Molecule: messenger RNA, 1368 nt
Organism: Betta splendens (Siamese fighting fish)
Lineage: Eukaryota; Metazoa; Chordata; Actinopteri; Anabantiformes; Osphronemidae
Product: olfactory receptor 2K2-like
Exons: 3
Biological process (GO): G protein-coupled receptor signaling pathway
Cellular component (GO): membrane
Molecular function (GO): olfactory receptor activity; G protein-coupled receptor activity
Source: RefSeq, a predicted model, not a curated record